GGUGGAGGAGUCGACGUAAGGACCUGUGUGGACCUGUUUCGCUGCUCCACUGCCCUGGUGUCCCUGGGCGUCUGGAGGUGCGCGCAGUCCAGCACCAUGGGGAAGAGGGAUAACCGCGUGGCCUAUAUGAACCCAAUAGCAAUGGCCAGAUCAAGGGGUCCAGUCCAGUCUUCAGGGCCAACGAUCCAAGAUUAUCUGAAUCGACCAAGGCCUACCUGGGAAGAAGUGAAAGAACAACUAGAAAAGAAAAAGAAAGGCUCCAAGGCUUUGGCUGAAUUUGAAGAAAAAAUGAAUGAGAACUGGAAGAAAGAACUAGAAAAACACAGGGAGAAAUUAUUAAGUGGAAGUGAGAGCUCAUCCAAAAAAAGACAGAGAAAGAAAAAAGAAAAGAAGAAAUCUGGUAGGUAUUCAUCCUCUUCUUCAUCAAGCUCUGAUUCUUCCAGCAGUUCUUCAGAUUCUGAAGACGAGGAUAAGAAACAAGGAAAAAGGAAAAAGAAAAAGAAGAACCGUUCACAUAAAUCUUCUGGGAGCUCUCUGUCAGAGACUGAAUCAGAUAGUAAGGAUAGCUUGAAAAAGAAAAAGAAGUCAAAGGAUUCAACUGAGAAAGAAAAGGACAUUAAAGGACUGAGCAAAAAGAGAAAGAUGUAUCCUGAAGAUAAACCUUUAUCAUCUGAGUCCUUAUCAGAAUCAGAUUAUAUUGAGGAGGUACGAGCAAAAAAGAAGAAAAGCAGUGAAGACAGAGAGAAAGCAACAGAAAAACCAAAAAAGAAAAAGAAGCAUAAGAAACACAGUAAGAAAAAGAAAAAGAAGGCUGCUAGUUCGAGUCCUGACUCACCAUGACAUUAGGAAAAAUCAGGAUUCCCUUAUAAAGUGCAAUGUCCGAGGAGAUCUUAACUGUGAAAAUGACAUAUUUACUAAAAUGCAUGAAUAUUGUUGUUUCUAUAAUUAUUCCUGGACUGUUCAGUAGCCCCUCAGAAUGCCGCUGUGUGAAAGGGCCACAAAUAGCUGCCUGCUGCCUGAACAUCUGUCUUUUUCUCUUCCAUUGCUUACUGACUUUGGGAGAUUAUACACUGCAGUCAUACUAGUGGUUGUUAUGUGGGGAUAAAGUUAAUAUUUUUGACUAGAAGUAUCUAAUGAUAAACCAACAGAUAAUUGAGUCUGGAUGCGUCAUUAACAUGUAAACAGAAAUGACCAGAUGACUCUAGUUAACAUUUUUGAAGGAGGGAUUGCAUUGAUAUUUCCGUAUCCUUACUCUGUAGAUAAGUGUAUUUUAAUUUUUUUCCCCUUGUAUACUUUUAUUAUUUACCUGGGGAAGGAGCUUUUAGGGAUGGGGGUGGUUUGCUAUUUCCUUUAGCAGAAUAGUGUGCCUUUUAUCCUCAUAAUUCCUAUUUUUGUGGACACAGUAGCCAUGCUUCAUGGGAAGGUCAGAGCUGGGUGCGGCAGUCUUGCGCUUUACUGAGGUUAGGAACAUCCUUGGCCUCCGCCGUAUGCUGCUUUGAGUGAACUAGAGAAAUGGCCUUUUGCAGCACGAGAAAGCCCCGGAAGCUCUGGGAUUUACCUCCACUUCGAUAAUACUGAAUGAUUUUUAGUAUUAGAAUGUGUUAUAACAUUUGAAUUAAUUUUGACUACACUUUGGCUUUGGAGAGGAGUCAUUUCAAGUAGACACUGGUACUUUUUGAACUUGAUAGCUAAAGAUUCUAAGAUGCAUGUUUUAUACUGUUAAGUUUUAACCAGUCAGGAAAAUUUUAUGUAACCAGUGAUAGUUAUUUUUUGUAUGAAUUUUGUUUAGGCUGUAACGUUUAGCUUUUAUUAACUUUUUAUUCUUGCUAUCUUGAAUUCCUUACUGCAUUUAAUGGCGUUCUUGCCAAGAUAUUUAGCAUGUGAGAAGCAGGUUUUUGGUUUUGUUUUGUCUUGUUUGUAACAGCUUCAUAUUGAAGCUGAGACUCACCAUAUACAAGUUGAAUGGCAAGCCUGUUAUGCUGUGUCUUGUUACAUAAAGCUCUUGCCAGAAUCUUAGUAAAUAUAACAUUUUAAAAGUUUGUCUUUGUAUAUUCAUAAAAAAAUUAUGACAAGUUAAACUUAAGUGAGAAUUACAUUAUUGCUCUUUCUGUGUCAUUUUACUAAGAUUUUGUGCCUCAUAUCUCCUGCUGGAUUGUUUACUAGUUAUGUUAAAAGGGAUUGAUAAGUCAUUUUCACUUUACAUUUUUAUAUAAUCAGGUAACAAAAUAUAAUUUGAUGUAUAAUUUUGCUUGUGUGAUAAUUAUAGUGUUAUAUGCACAAAACAUUUUGGCAUGACAAGAGGCUGAAUAAAUAGCUAUUUUACUUAAAAAUAGCCAAGUUCUUACCAGCUCCCUUUGAGUCACAAGUGAAGUUAUAAUGAUUAAGAAACAGUACUAGGUGUUAAAUGGUAGGAGGAGAAGACAUGUCUUCAAGUUUUUAGCUGUAAAAAUAACACGUUUCUUGGUUAGUUUCCUUAAAUUUUAUGCUUAAAGCUUCAUACACUUACCUAAGAAAAGAUAUCUAUAUGCUAGUUUGAGCCCUGACUCACCAUGACAUUAGGAAAAAAUCAGGAUUCCCUUAAAAAGUGCAGUGUCUAAGGGGAUCUCAACUGUGAAAAUAAGGACAUAUUUACUAAAAUGCUUGAGUACACGGCAAGUUUGAGGGACAUUUUGUAUCCAAAAAGAAGUUUCUCAGAAUUAGUCAUGAAAAUGCUAAAAGAUAAGUUUUAUCAAGUUAUUUGUUCAUCAGUUUUGCUGUGAGCAUAAAAGUGUACCUUUGCAGACCAGCCCAGUAUACAAUGAUUGUGUUCCACUAGAGGCAACUGCUUGUUUUAUAGACUGGAGAAGAGAGAGAUUUGGCAAAAAAAAAAAUUUAAAAAAAAAAUUGUACUCUUUCCAUACUAUUGACCAUCUGGGAGAUAACCUCUUUCACUGUUUUUCUUAUGGUAGCCUUACCCUUCUCCUAAUAAGGUAUGGGAAGGAAACGUGACUUGUGAUGUUUUGUGCAAGUCAACAUCUCUGACUUCCUCCGUUCACCAAAUCACCCCUUUCAACACAGGACAUGUUAUUUGGGUAAUUACGCCAAGGCAGCUGCAAUGAAAUUGAUGAGUGUCUGGAUUUAAAAAGAAGAAGAAGAAUUUACAGCAGUGCUACCUCUUUCUGGUUGUUUUGGAUUUAUUUGGUUGUCCUUAA
Messenger RNA from Pteronotus mesoamericanus, 3191 nucleotides. RefSeq names its product family with sequence similarity 133 member B (gene FAM133B). Bases 97 to 840 code for a protein of 247 amino acids. The transcript is spliced from 11 exons. NCBI's taxonomy places the organism in Eukaryota, Metazoa, Chordata, Mammalia, Chiroptera, Mormoopidae. The record is from RefSeq and is a predicted model, not a curated record.